Messenger RNA from Eucalyptus grandis, 1328 nucleotides. Its product is annotated as tropinone reductase-like 1. The transcript is spliced from 2 exons. NCBI's taxonomy places the organism in Eukaryota, Viridiplantae, Streptophyta, Magnoliopsida, Myrtales, Myrtaceae. The coding region runs from base 240 to 1091 and encodes 283 amino acids. Gene Ontology annotation, molecular function: oxidoreductase activity. The record is from RefSeq and is a predicted model, not a curated record.
AUUCCUUUUUUUCUUUCUUGUUCAGCGGGACUUCUUGCUGACAAAUAUCCCCUCUGUCAAACUAUUACACAUGCAAUUAAGCAACUCGUAAGAGAUUAAGCUAAAUCACCUUCAUCUUCUAUAUAAAAAGAGGCCUCGAGGAGCACCAAAAGCCAUCCUUAUAUUUAUACUCUCUCUCUCUCUCUCUCUCUCUCUCUCUCUCUCUCUCUCUUUCUCUCUCUCUCUCUCGCGAUCGAGACAUGGCUCCGGCGGAAACUCCAUUUAAAAGGUUAGAAGGCAAGGUCGCGAUCAUCACUGGCGGCGCGAGCGGGAUAGGUGCGAGCGCAGCGAGCCUCUUCCACCAGCACGGCGCGUGGGUCGUAAUCGCCGACAUCCAGGACGAGCCGGGCCAGGCCCUGGCCGCGAAGCUGGGCCAGCGGGCAUCCUAUGCCCGCUGCGACGUUUCCAUCGAGGCAGACGUGCGCGACCUCGUGGACGCCACCGUGGCCAAGCAUGGCUGGCUUGACGUCAUGUACAACAAUGCGGGGGUCCUCGACCGCAACUUCGGGGGCAUCAUCGACACGUCCCUCACCGACCUCGACCGCGUCCUCCGCGUCAACCUCUAUGGGGCUUUCCAUGGGGCGAAGCACGCGGCGCGGGUCAUGGUACCGCAGCGCCGGGGCUGCAUCCUGUUCACGGGGAGCAACUGCACGGCGAUUGCGGGGGUGGCGACGCACACGUACGCCGCGUCGAAGCAAGCGGUGGUGGGGCUGGCCCGGGGGCUGGCGGCAGAGCUUGGGGAGCACGGGAUAAGGGUGAACUGCGUGUCGCCUCACGCGGUAUCGAGGACCGGGAUGUCAGGGCUGGGGAAGCUGAGUGAGGACGAGUUGGCGAGGGUGGACGACGGGAUGAGGGUGAUAGGCAACCUGAAGGGGCGGGUGCUGGCGCCGGAGAGCGUGGCGAGGGCGGCGCUGUACCUGGCCAGCGACGAGGCGGACUACGUGAGCGGGCUCAACAUGGUGGUGGAUGGCGGCUACAGCGUGGUCAACCCCUCUAUGAUGAUGGCUCUCGCUGCGAGCCGUUCAGUUGGGAAGGUUGGUUUGAACGUGUGAGUUGCGCACGCGCGGUCGCCGGGGAAAGAGAUUGUGGCCGUCGGAUGUGGACUGAAUAAGGAGGGAUCUUGCCAUCGUGCGCCCUUGGAUUUGUGUUUGUCUAUCAUCUUUCUGGUUUGUAUGCAUUCUUGAAACCCUAGCUACCACUAGCUUCCCUUCCUCAAAUUUCACGACAUAUGUUUUCAACCACUUUUAAGUGGAAUAUUUAUACUAUUAAUACAAUAAGGCUACUAUUAA